UGUGCUAGUCUAUGUCCAUGGCGGAAAAUUUUAUUUGGAUUCGGAGAUUACUACAGGCCAGAAUACUUAAUAGAACAAGAUGUUAUCCUAGUAACACUGAAUUAUAGACUGCAUGCCUUAGGCUUUUUAUGCCUUCAUAUACCUGAAGCUGCAGGGAAUAUGGGCCUUAAAGAUACUGUAAUGGCAUUAAAAUGGGUCAAAAAUAAUAUAAGUCAGUUCAAUGGUGAUGACAAUAACAUCGUGGCGAUUGGCGAAAGCGCGGGAGCUGCUAUAGUCACGUCUUACUUAACUAGUGAAAUGGCAAAUGGCUUGGUGAAUAAGAUUAUAGCUUUAUCGGGAGUCUGUGUAUCAGAUUUGUUUAUUAUAGACGAUGACCCUAUAUUCAAGGCUAAACACUUAGCGUCAAUCUUUCAACAAGAAUUUAGCGAUGUGAGGAGUUUAUACGAGUAUUUAAAAAAUCUUCCGGUUGAAGAAUUAUUAUACGCAGCAGCCAUGGUUGAGUAUUCCAGACCACCGUCAAUAAUAAGUGCUUACUUUCUACCCGUUGUGGAAAAGGAAUUUGGGUAUAAGAGAUAUUUUGAAGAAUACCCUUAUAUAAAAAUCCAAGCCAAUCGACAUAAAAAAUUGCCUAUUCUAUUUGGCGUAAAUACCUAUGAAGGUGGUUACUUCAUACGCCAGGACAAAGAAGGAAACGUAAAAUUUGAGAAUGAUUUUCGUUAUUUUGUACCACGUUUCUUAUUUGUUCAACCAUAUAGUGCUGAUGCUGUGGAAAUAGCAAAAAAGAUAAGAAAAUAUUAUUUUGAUGAUGCAGCAAUAGAUCAAACGAAAAAACUGAAGUAUAUAAAUUUUGUAUCCGAUGCCUUUUUCAAAAGGGACAUUAUGACAUUUUUUAAUACUGUUGGAAAGUACUCUGAUAGUGAAUUAUAUGUGUUUCAACUUUCACAUUCGAGUAAAAUGAAUACCAGAAAAGCGCAACAGCUAGGACUUAAAGGCACUGUUCACGGAGAUCUGUUACAAUAUAUAUUUUACAGAAAGAACAAAGCUGACAUUGCAAAUGAAAGAGAUAGAGAAAUUAUAUCUAUUCUAAAUCAGUCAAUAAGUAAUUUUGCUAGAACUGGAGUUCCAAGAUGGCCCAAAAUGCACAUUGAAUGGAAACCGUACACAGAUCGUGAACGUCGUGUUCUAAACAUUGACGAGGACAUCAAAGUCAUUCAGGACUUUGGUGACGGAAUUGAUAGAUUUUGGAAUAGUUUGGGGCAGAGAUCAAAACUGUGAUACACUCAUUUUUUACUUGUUGUUUUUUGUACAGUUUAAAUGUUAAAAUUACUUUUGUUACCAAGUAUUUUUAAGAGAUUUAGAGAUGGAGAUUAUAUACAUUUGCUUCUAAGAUAUAUAGUUACAAUUAGUAUUAGAUUAAAUGGUAACACGGGUCAUGGUAGGGUAUUGCAUUUAUUUUUAUACUUACUACUUAGCGGAUCCCAGGCUCCCAUGAGCCGUGGCAAAUGCCGGGAUAACGCAUGAUGAUGAUGACUUACUACUUAAAUACAGUAAAUACUUGAGAAACAAUUACGAACAACAAUUAAAUACUACUGAACGUUUUUAAAACUGAGCUUGAACAAAUAUUUUAAAACGUGUAUAUCUGAAUAUAACGGUAUUUAGCA
Messenger RNA from Leguminivora glycinivorella, 1661 nucleotides. RefSeq names its product juvenile hormone esterase-like. The annotation marks the transcript as partial. The transcript is spliced from 2 exons. The record is from RefSeq and is a predicted model, not a curated record. Lineage: Eukaryota; Metazoa; Arthropoda; Insecta; Lepidoptera; Tortricidae.